UGGUGUUCCAAAUCUCAGAUUAUAUCCAGUUAGGAAUGCUUGGCUCCUCCCCUGGAUGUAGCAUCUCACAAUGGGUUGGUGGAAUUUUAUCAGUCACGCAGACUUCAGGGGGUUUUGUCAAUGGCCCAUUAACAGAAGAUAUUUUAAGAAUUGUAUAAUUAUCUUUAUUAUGAUGCAAGCGAGAGUAAGCAAGGUUCAGCGCUGGGCAGCCAGGAGUCCCUGCUCCUCUUAGGCACGUACCUUUCCCCCCUUUAAGUUCGCUUUUUAUUGUCCCUUUCUUCUGGAUUUCUGGAUGAUGUGGUCUGUCUCCUGCGCUUGCUCCUCUGGUUGCUAGGGGUUCUUUCUCUGCCUUCUGGUGGUUGUGGGAUGAAGGCCCCAAGUCUUCCUCUUUGGCUGCUUUCCUUAUAAGGCAUAUCUAUAAGUCGAAAUUCUACAAGCUAAGCAGUUCUUGCGAGGUUAAUAAUUGUUACCAUAUGUUGACGGUAUCUAGUUACAGAGGGUCUCCUAUACCUAUGGGGUGGAAUUUGCAAGCCAAGCAAUUCUAGCGAAGUUAAUAAUUGUUACCAGAUGUAGCUGUAUCUAAAUACAGAGGGUCUACUAUAACUAUGAGGGGGGUUUGUAAACAAAGCCAUUCUUACGAAGUUAAAGGUUUUACCAUAUGUGGCUCAUCAUAUCAAGAGCUGUUUAGCUGUUGUUUUAUAAUUUAAAUUAUCUAGCUAUUAAUGAACAAACGUAUUGCUACUUAUUACAUUUACUUCUGGAAAUGGGGCGUGAGAGGCCCGGUUUUUUUGCUGUGGGGUGUUUCAGCGCUCCAGGCCACUUCGUGAGGCGCUCCCAAGGCGGGCCGGGAUCAGGACUACAUCUCCCGUCAUCCUCCGCGCGCCGCCGCCAUCUCGGCACCGACCGUAGGGCCGGGCCGGCUUCCCCGCUCUCCCCGCUCCCCGCCGCUUUCCUCGGGCCCCGCCGCAGUCCCCGCUCCCUGCCAUGAGCUGGGACGGCGCUGGCGAGGAAGUCCGGCUCCUCCUGGACCUAUGCCUUCAGUGUUUGACAAAGAACCUUUCCAGAUACUCUGCAGAUAUUAAGUCAUUGCCACCCAAUAUAAAGGAUAAACUGAUCAAAUUAAUGAGUAGGCAAGGGCAAAUAACUGAUGAAAAUAUCAGUGAGGUGUUGCACCCUGCUGUGGAGUCUCUGGACCUCCGAGACUGUGAUAUUUCAGACAAUGCAUUAUUGCAGCUUUAUAACUGCAAGCAGCUGAAAAAAAUCAACUUAAAUUCUUGCAAGGAGAACAGAUUUGGAAUUACUUCAGAAGGAGUCAUAGCACUGGCCUUGUCCUGUCCCUACCUGCAUGAAGCCUCUUUCAAAAGGUGCUGUGAUAUAACUGACAGUGGAGUUCUGGCUCUUGCACUCAACUGCCAAUUCCUGCAAAUAGUCAACUUGGGCAGCUGCUCAGGCAUCAUGGAUGCAUCUCUGCAGGCACUGGGAGCAAACUGCAAAUUUCUUCACAGUGUGGACUUCUCAUCUACUCAGGUAACAGAUGAUGGCGUUGUAGCACUAGUGAGUGGAAGAUGUUCAAAGAAUUUAAAGGAGAUCCACAUGGAGCGCUGUGUGAAUCUGACGGACAUCGCUGUCGAAGCUGUCCUUACUUGUUGUCCCAAGAUACACAUUUUCCUGUUCCAUGGAUGCCCACUGAUAACAGAUCGGUCCCGAGAUGCUUUAGAGCAACUCAUCAUAUCAAACAAAAUCAAGCAACUAACAUGGACUGUUUACUGAUUAUUUAUCCUGUAUAGGCUUUAAGAAGAGGAGAUCCCUGUGCUCUUGUGCCUUGCCCCUGCCCAGUCUUAAGUCUGAAAGAAGUGGUAUUCAAGGAAGAAGCUAUCAAGAACCCAUUCAGAAGAGUACUCUGAGCUUAUCCAGUGAGAAACAACCAGUUAGUGGGACAGCCAGCGCUAAAAAUUGAUUGUGCAACCUUUUAACAUCUCUCUCCCUCUGCCCUCAAGAUACACACACAGCAAUCUACUCCCAUUUUGGGUUCUUCCACUGAAUCUUCAGAUUUUGCAGAAGACUCUGGCAUUGCAGGGCCUGUGGACAUAGCAGUGGUUAUCACUAGGUUGUUUGAAGAGACACCAUUAACUACCUUUUUUAUAAUGGUGAUGAAUCCUUACACAAAAGCAUUAUUUUAAAGGCAUUCCUCUCUCUCCUUAAGAUUUAUCAAUCUGCCAGCUCCAAAAUUGACAAAAAUAGAAAAAAAAUCCAAAACUGAUCUUAACCAGAGUAGUCCUAAUUCACUGCAUUUCAGCCAGUAUUUUAAAGGAUUGGUUAGUCUUAUGGUGCAAUAGUCUCAUGUGGAUGCUGUCAGUUGUAGAAGAAAGCAGACCUCCAUCCCUGUAGCCCACUCUGAGACACCAUAUAAACAUGCUCUAAGCUGUCUGAAGAGAGGAACUGAACCCAACACAUUUAAAUUAAUUUUUAAGAGGUGGACAAACAUUUGGACUGGAUGGCCUUGCCACACCACUCAAGGUGUGUAGCACACUUCACACAGGUAAUGAAUAAGGAAUGAAAGACUGGUGUGUAAGAGUUUAGAUUCAUUUAAGAAUCAAGAGCGUGGAGAGCCACGGUACUACAUUGAUAGGCAAAGGAAGAGCCUCUCAGCACUUUAUCACCAAACCUUCUCUUGCAGACCCUGGGCCUUUCCUACACUGAUCUUGAGAGUACACUCAGCAAGAAGGGGCCUGAAGGGAGAGGAAAUGUUUUCCAUCCUCCCUGCUUAGAUCUCCUUCAACUCAUCCAUUAGUAUUUCCAUAUGCUUUUUCCUUCCUCACC
Messenger RNA from Zonotrichia albicollis (white-throated sparrow), 2820 nucleotides. It is a transcript of the gene AMN1, whose product is annotated as antagonist of mitotic exit network 1 homolog. Gene Ontology annotation, biological process: SCF-dependent proteasomal ubiquitin-dependent protein catabolic process. Lineage: Eukaryota; Metazoa; Chordata; Aves; Passeriformes; Passerellidae. Gene Ontology annotation, cellular component: SCF ubiquitin ligase complex. The record is from RefSeq and is a predicted model, not a curated record. Gene Ontology annotation, molecular function: protein binding.